ACCAAACAUCCAUCCGUCCAUCAGCUCUAAACUUUAAUUGUAAUCACAUCGUCCUUUCUCGACACCAACUGGGUCAAAUGCUUAAAAAAAGGAAAAGGAAAAGAGAAAGAUGACGUUUCCUUCCUUCCUCUCCACCACCACUCUCUUCUAUUUAUCUCCUCUCUCUCUUUCUUCCUCCAUGAGCGGUGCUCUUCAUGUUGGAUGCACCACUUCAACUCAACCUCAAUACAUAAACGUCGUGUUGGGAAAAGGAUAAAGGCAGGGAGAAGGAGAUGGGGAGGUCACCGUGUUGCGAGAGCGAGCACAUGAACAAAGGGGCAUGGAGCAAGGAGGAGGACGAGCGCCUCAUCGCCUACAUCAAGCGCCACGGCGAAGGCUGCUGGCGAUCCCUUCCAAAGCCCGGCCUGCUGCGCUGCGGCAAGAGCUGUCGCUUGAGGUGGAUCAACUACUUGAGGCCAGAUUUGAAGCGUGGUAACUUCUCCGACGAAGAAGACGAGCUCAUUAUCACCCUCCACAGCCUCCUCGGCAACAAGUGGUCGCUGAUAGCGGCACGGUUGCCGGGAAGGACAGACAACGAGAUUAAGAACUACUGGAACACCCACAUCAAGAGAAAGCUUCACGCACGCGGGAUCGAUCCCCAAACCCACCGUCCUCUCGACUACACCAGCACUGCUGGUGCUGGUGCUGCUGCCACUCACACUAUCUGUUCUAACGCUAACAACAGCGGCAACAAGGCCACGCCUCACUCGACGACUUGUGAAGAAUUAUCAUCAUCAUCAACACCACCACCGCUCCGUGCAGCCAAGAAAAGAUUGAAUUCAUUAGCCAGCGCGGUGGUUACAGUGCGAGAAGAAGAAGAAUCAACGAACAACAGCAUGAGCAGUGACGUAACGACCACCACCACCACCGCGGAGGAAGUGCAAGUGCAACUCAUCAAUAACAAGAACGGCAUAAAUAUGGAUGAAGACGGAGAUGCCAAUGCAGACCUCGACCUUUCACUUUGCCUCUCCGUUCACCGCCCCAAGACUAUCAUCAGAAACAACAGCACUAGCAGCACGGCAAGUACUGAAUUACUAAGGAGUCCUCCGCCUCUACCAGCUCAUGGGCAUCGUGAGGUUUUCCUGAGUCUAGGGUUUCAUCCCGACGCCCGACAUGCCUGCAGCGGCACCAGCUGCAGUGCACCCACAGCUACAACACUUGACUUGUUAAGCGACCCCUCUUCACACCCCAUCUCUGGAGCCUCUUCUUACUGGUUUUGAUGUUAAUGAAUUCUAGUCUUAGACUAUGGCUAAUUAUGGCUAAUUACGGUCCCCCUCUCUUCAAACCCUCGAAACCACUUUUUAUGGGAGAGAUACCACAGCUUAGUUCUUGCUCAUUUGUUUCAUGUGACAGAUGCCUUCUCCUUUCCCUCUUCCUCCUCCACUAAUUUCUCAAGACACGGGUAGAUGAUGACAGUCAAUUGUAAUUCUGGA
This is a messenger RNA of Eucalyptus grandis, 1472 nucleotides long. RefSeq names its product myb-related protein 308. Lineage: Eukaryota; Viridiplantae; Streptophyta; Magnoliopsida; Myrtales; Myrtaceae. The record is from RefSeq and is a predicted model, not a curated record.